AUGUCUACGCCGGCGCAGACACCAGAACAGCGCGAGCUGUCGCUCGUCGGAAAGGUCGAAAUGCGGAUUGCACUUGCAGAUACUGAUGCGAAGCUCGAAGCGCUUCUCAAAAUGUACUGGGCUCCAUUGCUUCUGAAACUUGCCUCUGAACACAAUAGUGUUCGGAAUAAAGUAGUCUCGAUCUGCCAGCAUGUCAAUACAAGAGUUCAACCCAAGUCUAUCCAACUCCCUGUUGCUGCCCUAGUCAAACAAUUCCGGGAGCAGGAGAAUGCCAUCGUUCGCAAUUUCGAUCUCAUGUACAUUCAACAGGGCGUAGGCAGAUUGUCUAGUAAGGAACAGGCCGAAUUGCUUCCUAUUGUGGUCAGCGGUAUCGCGAAAAGCGGUAUCCAUAGCGCUCAAAUUUUCUAUCUAUUGCUGCGGCUCCUUGAUGCUUUCAGAAUGCCAGCACGAGGCAGCAAGGAAGACGUAGAGAUGCGCCAGAACAUGGAAAUUUCAGAUGAAGAUGCAUCAUUCCUGUCAUCGCGGCUUGCAAAGUUCAUUCUUUUCAGUCCUCGGAAGGCCAACGGAGUGUCUUGCCCUGGACUGACCAGCGAUGAAUUUAACUUCUUUUCUGUAAAUGGUAAAGAGGACUCGUGGGAUCCUGCCCAGGGAGGCCUCAAUCUAACCAGAACCAAAACAUCGGCCACGAAGCUCGCAGCGAGUGGGCUCCUGAAAGAUGACGAGCGCUUCUUUGCGGCCUUAUUUGCUUCGGCAGAUGCGACAUCAUCAAUUAGCGACACGGGCGAUGACAUGUUGAAACGGUCAUUGCCAGCUACGGAUCUCGAGGACAAGAAGCUAGUCCGUGAGCUAUUCGACUUAUAUUUCGGCAACGGCUAUCCUAGAGUUAAAGCGCCAUUGCGACUCAAGAUCCUAGGACUGUUGAGCAAAUCUGUAAAGAGCUCCACUUUUGCCGCCGAAAUACUUCAAAUCAUUGAUGAUGGCAUAUCAACUCCACAACAAGAUGGCGAAGAUACGGUCAUGUCAAACAAUAUAUUACAGAAUCCAAAAGUCGGCCGAGAAGCGACCAAAGUUCGUGCUGCGAUUUUCACGUACGUCAACUUUGUGGCUCGGCAAGGCGACAAACAGACAUUGAGCGAUAUCGCAUCGCCGGGCGUCACUCGAUUACGCGACUUUGUCGAGGAUCAAGGAUGGCCUGCGCCAGGUGCCAAUGAAGACCUCGUCUCCCGAGGCCAUGCUUACGAGGUGAUCGGGUUGUUGGCACGCGCAGGCCCGAAAAAACUCCUCGUAGAAGAAGACAGAACAAAUCUGGACUUGCUGAGAUGGCUAUUUUCGUCUUUGGCGCAAGACACAUCCGGCAACUCCGUCACCGUCAGCAUAGAGGAGGCGUUAUCCACCGUCUUAGCAGCCAUGAAUCGGAAACGUUUUCGCAGUACGCGAUAUGUUGCUGUGCGACUGGCCAAUCGCUGUCUGCCGUACUCGUCGAUCCGGGCGCGAUGGGUCGAUUGUCUGGCAGCCGGCGCAUCGUCAGAUCGACCUGAAGUUCGCGAGGAGGGCGAACGAGGCCUGAGUCCAUAUUGGUUUCGUAUGCUGAAUGGAUUCGUAUCCGGGACCGCUGAUACGAACGUACAGCAGCCACAAUUCGAAGAUGUCGUGCGCUUAUUCUUCGUGCAAAAUGCACAAGUGACGAGUGAGGAUCCCGCAGUUCUCGUUCGUCACACUAAACAACUUAAUGAGUCUUCAUUCGUGUCUCUGACCGCCUUUGCGCGUCGAGUCUUGGUCAGCCAGGCAUUUCGGACAGCCGACGUGAAGAUCAAUAUCGACACGGAGUGGGAACGUCGCCUCGAUUCGAUGGUCGAAUCCGACUUAUCGGCAAGAAGCGCCAUCAAGCAGCAUCUUGCCAAGAUUUACAACACUUCACCAAAAGCACUGGACCUGCUGCUCUGCGCGUUGUUCGAAUGCACUGUAGAUAAGAUCGCGUCACCAGAGAGUCAUCUCGUAGAGCUCCUGGCCCUCGCGCCGGAAGGCCUCAUACAGAAGCAUGUUUCUCGAACAGAGUUACUUAUGCCAACAUUACAGUCCAACAACCACAUUCGUCGACUGUCGGCAGCCCAUGCCUUCGGACUGCUCGCCUCGCACCCACAUGCAGGCCAGCAGCAGAAUGAUCACGUUCAAAAUCUCCUUGACGCGGCCCGAGAUUGGCGCACUGCAGUUGGCACAAGAUCAAACGUGGUACACGGCGCAGUUGCAGCACUUGGAUACUAUUUCAGCCGGUUCUGCUUCCGGAACGAGCAAAUACUUCAACCUGAUAAGCAAUCUCAAUUUCUCAAAACCCUCUUCGAGAUCUUCACAGAUUCGAAGGACGAUCUCCUACUCAACGCAACCUUCCUAGCCAUUGGACAGCUCAGCAUGUUCCAAUGUCUUACGCCUGCAACCGUGGAGCAUUAUACCAAGACCCGAAGCGUGAGCGAGAAACUGUACGAAAAAGCUAAAACUGGCAAUGAAGAAGCGAUAUUGUGCUUGGGACGCUGGUCCAUGAUUCUCCCAGAGGGUAAUGACUCUGACAACGAGCUUCAAUUUGUAGGCGAGCAGUUGCACCGCUUGUAUGAGAUCCGACAGGCCGAGGUACAUUUUACUGUGGGAGAGGCAUACAGCUUACUCGCGGCUGGAUGGAAAUCAGAUGCUCUUGCCACCAAGCUAGAUGUUGGCGAAUCUCCGCCAAAGGGAAUGCCGCGCGUCGACACGAUUGACAAGUUGAUGGAUCGUGUUCUGGCGAAUUGCACAGACACAAAACCUGCACUCAAAAAGGCUGCCGUCAUGUGGCUGCUGUGCUUGGUACAGUUCUGCGGCGGCCAGGAUGAAAUUCAGAGCCGGCUAUCGAAAUGCCAAAAUGCUUUCAGACGGUGCUUGGCAGAUCGCGACGAGCUAGUUCAAGAAUCAGCAUCACGCGGUCUCGGGCUUGUGUACGAAAAGGGUGACAGGAGUCUGAAGGAUGACUUGGUCCGUGACCUCGUGUCUUCCUUCUCAUCAGACAGACAGCAGCUUGCUGGAAAUGUGUCUCAAGAUACUCAGCUAUUCGAACCCGGAGCUUUGCCAACCGGCGAUGGCUCCGUUUCAACCUACAAGGACAUUAUGAGCUUAGCGUCAGAAGUUGGCGAUUCGAGCCUGGUGUACAAGUUCAUGUCUAUGGCAUCGUCGAACGCAAUUUGGUCAAGUCGAGCAGCCUUUGGUCGAUUCGGUCUGAGCAGCGUACUCUCCGACUCGAGUGUGGAUGGCUAUCUUGCUAACAAUCCUAAGCUUUACCCAAAGCUCUUCCGCUAUCGAUUCGAUCCAAAUGGAGGGGUUCAAACCUCAAUGAACGAAAUCUGGAAGACUCUUGUCCCUGAUCCUGCUGCAACCAUUGACCAGCACUUUAACGCCAUCAUGGAUGACUUGUUGGUCAGCAUUCUCGGAAAAGAGUGGCGAGUACGACAAGCAUGCUGUGCAGCCAUUGCGGACCUUGUGCAAGGCCGCGCUUUGGAGAAGUAUGAAGAUUAUCUCGAGAGAAUUUGGACCCAAUGCUUUCGCGUGCUGGAUGACAUCAAGGAAUCAGUGCGUGCAGCUGCCGGAUCUUUGGCGAGGACUUUGACGGGUGUCCUAACGCGUGCGCUGGAGGCGGAUCACAGCUCGACGAAGAAUGCUUCGACUAUGCUCAAGCACGUUCUGCCAUUUCUACUGUCGCCAUCUGGCAUGGAAUCAAGCGCACAAGACGUGCAGCUUUUCUCUGUGCACACUUUGCUCGAAAUCAUCAAGAAGGCGAACGGCGCCACCAUUCGACCUUUCAUUCCUGAACUUGUCGAGCGCCUGAUAGGUCUUCUUAGCUCCUUGGAACCAGAAGCUGUGAAUUACGUUCAUCUUAAUGCCGCCAAGUACAAUCUCACAGAGCAGAAGAUCGAUGACAUGCGACUCUCAAGCGUGCGAAGCAGCCCUCUGAUGGAGGCAAUUGAACGCUGCCUGGAUUUGCUCGACGAUGAGACCAUGCGUCUAUUGCAGCCCAAGCUAGAGUCCGCGAUGAAGAGUGCUGUGGGCUUGCCGUCCAAGGUUGGAUCGAGUCGCGUGCUCGUCUCUUUGAGCACCCGGCGUAUGAUCCUGUUUAAGCCGUAUGUGGAUGACAAUUUGAAGCUCAUAGAGAAGUUGGUCAUUGAUCGCAACGAGACUGUGGCCAGCUCGUAUGCUGCGGCUGCGGGUUAUCUGGCAAGAGGUGCCAGCGACAAACAGAUCGAACGUCUCCUAGAAUAUGUUCGGCGGCUGUACUUCGAGUCUGAGGGUGAUCGCGAAGGCACCGUUCCACGCCGGAGCAUCACGUCGGGCGAGAUUGUCUACGCCUUCUCGAAGUAUGCGACUGACAGAUUCAAUGCUUUCGCGACCUCAGCGUUGCCUUUCAUAUUCGUUGCAAAACACGACUCGCACGAAGUGGUGAAGGAGCGCUUCCAAGAAACUUGGAACGAAUCAGUCGGAGGCUCUCGAGCCGUGCAACUCUAUUUGAACGAGAUUAUCGGCCUCUGUACACGACAUCUUGACUCGGCACAAUGGACAUUAAAGCACACUGCCGCUCGCGCGGUCGCAGCUGCCAUAAAUGCUGCAUCGUCCAGCGAGGUGGAAAUGUCAGCAGACGCUGGACGUGCGAUAUGGCCCGCUCUCGAGAAGGCACUAGCUGGCAAGACGUGGGAAGGGAAAGAGGUCGUGCUCGUUGCGUUUGGUCGAUAUGCUGAAGCGGCCAAGCAGUAUUAUAUGCAGAAUGAUACUGUGCGCGGAGCGAUGAUCAAGAUCGCCCUGCGAGAAGCGAAACGGCAAAACGCGAAUUAUCGGCCACAUGCUGUGAAAGCGCUCGCUCGGAUUUCUCGAGCUCGAGAAGACCUUGAUAUCAGUAAGGAUGUCUUUGAAAUUUCCAACGAGAUCCUGAGUGAUGGCGCCGAUCCCGACGCUAUGGAAGUCGAUGGCGUCGAUCAGAAGCGGAAAGCCGAGGAAACGUGA
Molecule: messenger RNA, 5010 nt
Organism: Dissoconium aciculare CBS 342.82
Lineage: Eukaryota; Fungi; Ascomycota; Dothideomycetes; Mycosphaerellales; Dissoconiaceae
Product: ARM repeat-containing protein
Exons: 2
Coding region: 1-5010 (1669 amino acids)
Biological process (GO): proteasome assembly
Cellular component (GO): nucleus; cytoplasm
Molecular function (GO): molecular adaptor activity
Source: RefSeq, a predicted model, not a curated record